AUGUCUACUCCAAAUCUGCCCAAUAGGCGACGUCCGCAACCUAUGAGCCUCGGGCAGUUUGAUGCAGCACUGCACCAAGUCUGCCAGCUCUACUCCGGUAUUAGCUUUCCUCAGAGAUCUUACACAAAAGCUCGAGUUCUCGGUGUCUACUUCGAGGGAGAUAAAGAUGCAAAUCCCUCGAUCGGAAGUGCUAGUGAUAACAUCUGCGAUAUCUUCGGCAAGAUAUAUGGCUACGAUGCAGUCUCAUUUAUGAUCAAGGACACCGAGUCUGAUCCUGAAGCAUGCUUGGCUUCAGCGCUCAAGGAACUUGUCACGGAUAUGAACGAGAACUGCCUGGCUGUAAUACACUGUAUUGGCCAGGGAAAGCCACUUCCAAACCAUUCACAUGGAAGUGAUGAGCUUCAUCUUGCUCGGUCGCAAUCAGAUAUCAUACGCAAAUCACCUUUACCGGACCCGACCGUUAAUUUCGACCGCCUCAGAUAUAAGAUCCUCGACCCCUCCCCUUCAAAUGUACUUAUUAUUCUCGAUUGCUGCCAUGCGGCUCUCAGCAGGAUGGGGGAAAGACACGAUCUUAUCGCUGCUGGAAGUUUCGGUGACGUUGACGCCCACUGUGUACCCCAUGAAUUCACAGAUAACAUCGUGCAUCAUCUGGAAAAGGCGCAUAACCAGACGCAAAUCCUGAGUGCAUUCGAUAUCUACGACCGACUAGCUACAAGGCAUUUUGUCAUAAAGAAUGGAACGCCAGAUGUGGCAGAUAUGCCAGUUUUCCACCACGACAGCCAAUAUCGUCCGAUUGCCCUGCUGCCUAUGCGGCCCGCUGAUAUCCAUUCAUGGCUUCCAGCCCCUACUCAAGAGUUAAGGCUUCGAAUGGUUAAUGUUAUCUUCUCGGUGAACCUUAGCAACACCGAUAUCCAAACAAUGGGCUCUAUGCAAGGCUGGAAUGGGGGCCGCCGUGAUAGAGCGAGCUCGCACAUCAGAGUUGACCAAUUUUACAAGUCUUCUUCGUCGAUCAUUGUUAUUCUUGCGGCCACCUUUACUAUUUGGUACAAUCUGCCUCAAGAUCCCGCUAUUAGGUUUAUUGGCUUUGAGUAUAAUGAAGGCGCCGCCUCAACAGAUUUUUGGGCUCAGGGGUGA
Messenger RNA from Fusarium tjaetaba, 1134 nucleotides. RefSeq lists its product as uncharacterized. Lineage: Eukaryota; Fungi; Ascomycota; Sordariomycetes; Hypocreales; Nectriaceae. The coding region runs from base 1 to 1134 and encodes 377 amino acids. The transcript has a single exon. The record is from RefSeq and is a predicted model, not a curated record.